GAGAAGGCGGAAUGUGGUAAUGAUGAUGAGAUGAGAGUGAGGGGAACAACAACCUUGAAGGGAAACUCGAGUCAGAUGAAUGGCAGAAUCAAGCCUCAGGCAUCCGCCAGCAGUAAGCUAAACUGCACGGGAUGGACUGAGCGUGAAGUAUUCUCGACAGUAUUAAAGGUUGACUUCUACCUACUACUUCCUCCCUGUGAUCUGCCAUGGAAUGGACGGCGUGGUCGCCAUGGCUCUUACAUUCAUGACCUUGCGAUAAUUCCUCUCCCAAUCGUCUCUAUAGAACCGUGGCUCCACUAGACACACCCAACUUCCGGAAUCGCUCUCCCAACGCCAAUGACCUCCUCCCUUCGACGACAUCCACAUCUGGAUUCGGUAGGAUCCUGAGGUCUUCUCAUCACUCCUCGAUUCCUCGCCCCUUUUCUUUCCUUUUCCCUUUUCUCAAUAAUCUCCUCCCGAGGCCGCCUUCGCCGAAUGGCUCCUAGCGACCCGCCCUCGUCCCACACGAAGCCUCCCACCGAUCGCAACGUGAAACAUGUCGUACUAGGCGACCUCUUCUUCCGGACAUGGUACCAGUCCAUCUAUCCAGAGGAUCUCGUCAGCAAAGACACAGACCGACUAUACGUGUGUCGCUAUUGUUUCCGCUACUCGUGCGACGUCGACCGCUACGCGAAACACACGCGCCUCUGCGCGCACCGCUCGACCCCCCCGGGCAAUAAAGUCUACGAGCAUGGCGGAUACUCGGUGUGGGAGCUGGAUGGCGAGGACCACAAGCUGUACGCGCAGAACCUGUCUCUGUUCGCGAAGCUGUUCCUAGACCACAAGUCGGUGUUUUUCGAAGUCGCUUCCUUCCUCUACUACCUGCUCGUUUUUACCGACCCUGCCGAUCCCGACACCUAUCAUAUUCUGGGCUUCUUUUCGAAGGAGAAACUGUCGUGGGAUGCGAAUAAUCUUGCGUGCAUUCUGGUUUUCCCGCCUUAUCAGCGGAAGCAGCUCGGGAAGCUGUUGAUGGGCGUGAGUUAUAAGCUGAGUGACUGGGAGCGCGAUACUGGGUUGAUCGGCGGGCCGGAGAAGCCGCUGAGUGAAAUGGGGCGGAGGAGUUAUAGUCGUUUCUGGGAGGAACGGAUUGUCAGGUAUCUCUUGCUUCGGGGCAUGGAUGCGACCGGAGACUCGAACGAGACUGCGCAGCAGAAACAGACACCUUCCAAGGCGUCUCGGAAGAGAAGCUCUUCGGAAGUGAUGACCGUUCAAGACAUCGGGUUGGCGACGGGUAUGCUGGCUGAGGAUGUUAUAACUGCGCUCAAGGGCCUGGGGCUUAUGGAGCCUGUUAGCCCGUCGAAGAGGCGGAAGACGAAAACAAACGAGGAGAUGGCCGAUAAGGAGACGGUCGUCUUACGGAUGUCCAAGGUAUCGGACUGGGCGAACGCCCACCAUCUUUCUCUACGGGAUCCUGUAAGAGAUGAUGGUUUUCUCGGGCGAUGGGCCCCAGAAAACAUAUACGCACGAGACAGUACGUCAGGCGAUGAAGGAGAUGAAGACGAAGAAGAGGAGGAAGAAGAGGAGGACGAGUAGAUUGUUCUUACUCACCUCGCACAUGUAUUAUACCUUUUCCUUUCGUUCACUGGGUUCUUUGCGGCGUGGGGUUUGCAUCAUUUUAUAUUACUGGGAACGCGUUACGGAUAGAUACCAUUGCAUAUGUUAGGCUUGUGAGGUUGUCCAGAAUUGGCUUGUUAGGAUAAUUGAUUAAGAUAAGGCGUUCCGUGUGUAUCUGGUACACGUA
This is a messenger RNA of Aspergillus campestris IBT 28561, 1780 nucleotides long. RefSeq names its product putative histone acetyltransferase (MysT1). The transcript has a single exon. Lineage: Eukaryota; Fungi; Ascomycota; Eurotiomycetes; Eurotiales; Aspergillaceae. The record is from RefSeq and is a predicted model, not a curated record. Gene Ontology annotation, molecular function: histone acetyltransferase activity. Bases 475 to 1572 code for a protein of 365 amino acids. Gene Ontology annotation, biological process: regulation of DNA-templated transcription.